GUGUCCGCGUGCGGCGGCGGCGGCGGCGCGGCAUCCCCCCGCAGCACCGGCUCUCCUCACGAAGGGGAGCCGCCACCCGGCCAUGGCGAUCCGCAAGAAGAGCUCCAAGAACCCGCCCGUGCUGAGCCACGAAUUCGUCCUGCAGAACCAUGCCGACAUCGUGUCCUGCGUGGCCAUGGUCUUCCUGCUGGGGCUCAUGUUCGAGAUUACAGCCAAAGCGGCGGUCAUCUUCGUGACUCUACAGUACAACGUGACCAUCCCAGCCACAGAAGAACAAGUUCCAGAAGCCGCGUCUCUCUACUAUUAUGGCAUCAAAGAUUUAGCUACCGUUUUCUUCUACAUGCUGGUGGCAAUAAUUAUUCAUGCCAUAAUCCAGGAGUACGGGUUGGAUAAAAUUAACAGGCGAAUGCACUUCUCCAAAACCAAGCACAGCAAGUUUAACGAGUCUGGGCAGCUCAGCGCAUUCUACCUUUUUUCUUGCGUCUGGGGCACGAGCAUUCUGGUGUCCGAGAAUUACGCUUCGGAUCCGACCAUACUGUGGAAGGGCUACCCCCAUACCUUGAUGCCAUUUCAAAUGAAGUUCUUCUACAUAUCCCAGUUGGCUUACUGGUUUCACGCCUUUCCAGAACUGUACUUCCAGAAAACCAAAAAGGAAGAUAUUCCUCGGCAGCUCGUCUACAUUGGGCUUUACCUCUUUCACAUUGCCGGCGCUUACCUUCUCAACCUGAGCCGCCUCGGACUCGUGCUGUUGGUGCUGCACUAUUUUGUGGAGUUCCUCUUCCACACUUCCCGCCUGUUCUACUUCAGUGAUGAAAAAUACCAGAAGGGGUUCUCCGUCUGGGCGGUGCUGUUCGUUCUGGGCAGGCUCCUGACUCUCAUCCUGUCCGUCCUCACCAUCGGCUUUGGCCUGGCCCGAGCGGAAAACCAGGAGCUGGACUUGAGCACCGGGAAUUUCAACGUGCUGGCCGUCAGAAUCACUGUCCUGGUGUCGGUUUGCGUCACUCAAGCGUUCAUGAUGUGGAAGUUCAUCAACUUCCAACUCCGAAGGUGGCGGGAGCACUCUUCUCCUCAGCCCCAGACCGUGAAAAAGAAGUCCACGGCCACGAAAGGCAGACCUUCCCGGAAAGACAAAGCGCCCCGACGAAGGAUUCUCUCGUUUCCAGAAAACGGCGUCAACGGAGCGGUGACUUCCAACGGAGCCGACUCUCCCCGGAACAGGAAGGAGAAAUCCUCAUAACGGAAGCGUCGCCCCGAGGCUCGCCCGAAGGAACGUCCCCAAAGAAACCCGCUUUUCACGCCGAGCAGCCCGACGGCCCUCGAGAAGAGAGCUUUCCGUUUCCGAAGCCGCCGUCCUUGCUCCUUGAUCCCCGCUAUCGUAUUGUUUGAGCAUCCUUUUGUCUUCUUUUUUUUUUUCUUUUUCUUUAAAAGGGCAAUUGGGGGGAGGGGAAACUGUGGCAAAGGGACCAUUUGCUCCCACUCAACUUUCUUACCUUUAAGGUCUGCCCUCCCGGGGGGCGCGGGUCGGGCCCGGAGCCGAGGUGGGGAGGAACAGGGACACCCCUCGACCCGCCACAAUAUCCCUGCCUUGGCUGCCCGAGGAACCAAUCUUCCCCACCUCCGCUGACCUAUUUUUUGUUUUCCUUAAUCCCCUUGGCUGGGGGAAGCGGGAGGAAGGCCUGUUCCAGCUACAGCUCAUCAUUCAGGUUCUCUUCCCCCCCCCC
This is a messenger RNA of Tachyglossus aculeatus (Australian echidna), 1721 nucleotides long. It is a transcript of the gene TRAM1, whose product is annotated as translocation associated membrane protein 1. Gene Ontology annotation, cellular component: endoplasmic reticulum membrane. The transcript is spliced from 11 exons. Gene Ontology annotation, biological process: SRP-dependent cotranslational protein targeting to membrane, translocation; protein insertion into ER membrane. The coding region runs from base 83 to 1237 and encodes 384 amino acids. The record is from RefSeq and is a predicted model, not a curated record. Lineage: Eukaryota; Metazoa; Chordata; Mammalia; Monotremata; Tachyglossidae.